AUGGUGGAGAAUGUAAGGGCCAAGAUACUGUGGGACUUCAAGAGCCAGUUCAACAAACAGGUGAUGGCUAACCAGCCGGACAUUAAGGUGGUCGACAAGCAAGAGAAGAUGGCAUCCCAAGUGACCAACAUCAGGAACAAGAUGCACGAGAAGCUGGAGAAAUACCAAUGGCUGAAAGAGGAAAUACAGAAGUUGUGGAGAGUCAAAGAGUCAGUGGUCAUUGGAGCACUUUCUAAGACCAACUGUCAGUACCAUAAAAUAUUUAAGGAGAUCAGCAAAGAGGAGCAGCUCAGACAGAGUUACACCUGCGCUUUGCAGAAAGAUAUCCUCUAUCAGGGACGCAUGUUUGUCUCCGAUCACUGGAUCUGCUUCCACUCCAAGGUUUUUGGCAAAGACACCAAGAUUGCCAUCCCUGUCGUGUCAGUCACGAACGUCAAGAAGACCAAAACAGCCAUCUUGGUGCCAAACGCUCUGGUGAUCGCAACUGCAAAUGACAGGUAUGUGUUUGUGUCCUUCCUGUCCAGAGAAAACACCUACAAAUUUCUGAUGUCAGUCUGCCUUCACCUGGAGGAGAGGAGUCCAUGCAGCAGCCCCGUCCCCUCCUCAGCUGAAAACAGCUUCAGAGGUCAAAGGUCAUCCCUAUCGCCUCUCUUUCCUCUGAGGGAUUUCAGUGAGCUGGACGGAGCCUUGAGGCAGAGGAGGCAGGAGGUGGAGGAGAGCAGCAGCUCCGACUCCCAGGCUCCAGACUACGAUAAGAUAGCCGACUUGCCAGUUCCUCCUUUCUUGGAUGCGCUGAACCAAAACAACACGUCGCCUCCGGAGCAGCACAGCAUGAAGAAGCAGCAGAACACAGACAGCAAACCACACAUCCACCACCCAGGCUCAGAGGUCGUGAUCGACAGCAGGAACAUAAAGCCAAUUUCUCUCAACACUCUGCUGGUUGUUUACUUGUUCCUAGUGUGCGUCCUGAUCUUGUCUUCCUGUUAUCUGGCCUUGAGGAUCGUGUCUCUGGAGCAGAGACUGACGACACUCGGCUCUCUCAACGAGUUCACGCAUCACGAGUGA
Molecule: messenger RNA, 1065 nt
Organism: Nematolebias whitei (Rio pearlfish)
Lineage: Eukaryota; Metazoa; Chordata; Actinopteri; Cyprinodontiformes; Rivulidae
Gene: gramd2b
Product: GRAM domain-containing protein 2B
Exons: 10
Coding region: 1-1065 (354 amino acids)
Source: RefSeq, a predicted model, not a curated record